Scatophagus argus is the source of this 7787-nucleotide messenger RNA. It is a transcript of the gene tnr, whose product is annotated as tenascin R (restrictin, janusin). Gene Ontology annotation, molecular function: protein binding. NCBI's taxonomy places the organism in Eukaryota, Metazoa, Chordata, Actinopteri, Scatophagidae. The transcript has 31 exons. The record is from RefSeq and is a predicted model, not a curated record. The coding region runs from base 723 to 4892 and encodes 1389 amino acids.
AUGCUGAAAAUAAGAAGCGGCAUAGACAGGAGGCAGCCACUAGAGGCUGCACUUGCAAGGACAGAGAUACAUGGAUCAAUAAUGAGAGUGAGAAAGACAGAUGGGGGAAUCAGUGGAGAAACAGCAAAAAAGAGAUGGUGAGAUAGCAUACACUUCAGUACAGGAAGAAGGAGUGAAGAGAUAGUAGGAGUGAGCAUUGUAGCAGCUCACAACCUGAGAGAGAGUAAGCACCUCAGCUCACUAGAGAGAGAGAGAGAGAGAAAGAGAGGGAGGGAGAGAAAGAGGGAGAGUAGAGCAGCACUCAACCACGUUGCCCGUCCUCAUAUUUCCCUCUGCAGCUGUGCGAGGCAGAGUGAGCAGCGGAGAGAGCACAUCUGAGUCUCGUGGAAACAGCAGGACCACGUACCACUUGGCAGAGAGAUCGAUGCACUUACGCCGAGCCACACAGGAAGCUUGAGCGGCCCGCAGGACACCUGUGUUCGGCCACAGAGAGAGUAGCCAAAGGGACAGAGAGAGAGUGAAGAGAGCGCGAGACAAGAAGAUUACCCAAGGCCAAUUUGAAAGCUUUCAGCUGGUCACUCAGAGCAGCUUCAACCCAGAAGAACAGCACUAAAAAGGAUCAACUCCGGUGCUCUCAGGGUGCAGUGUCAGAGAGAGACUGGCAACAGGAGAACAAAGUGCUCAAGGAGAAGCCCCAUAGGUGUGAGUGGACGGAACUGUUGAUGUUUCUUCCCAGCAUGCCUCGGACACAGCAGCAUCACAGGGCCACUGUGUCCACAACAGGCUGGCUUCUGGCUUUGGCUCUCAUUCUUGCUCUACAGGGUGCCGCUCAUGCUGCUCCAUCAGGAGACAACAAGCUGGUUCAUACCACCAGAGUGAGGCGGCAGACCCCAGGGGGGGAUCAGCCCUCCUCCGCUUCCUCAACCAACCAGACCCUGAGGGAGCAACCCGUGGUCUUUAACCAUGUCUACAACAUCAAUGUACCCUUGGAGUCUCUGUGCUCUGUCGACCUGGACGCCUCCGCAGCACCUGGCUCAGGUUCUCGUGCUGGGUUGGGGUCCAGCCCUUCAAUGGAGGGUCCAAUUGAUCCAGCUGGACCAACAGAAUACACUGAGCAGACGUUAGAUGCUGACAGCCAGGUAACGUUCACUCAUCGCAUCAACAUCCCAAAAGCUGCAUGUGGUUGUCAAACAACAAGCACAAUCCAGCAGCUUGCCACCAGGGUGGAGAUGUUAGAAAGAGAAGUUUCUCUUCUGAGAGCUCAGUGUGGGUCUGGAUGUUGUGGGGAGAGCUCAGCCAUGGGUCGUUUGGACUUUGUCCCGGGCUGCAGUGGCCAUGGCAGCUUCAGCUUUGACCUUUGUGGCUGUGUCUGUGAGGAAGGCUGGACUGGCAAAAACUGCUCUGAGCCUCGCUGCCCGGACGACUGUUCUGGACAGGGAGUGUGCAUUGAAGGGGAGUGUGUGUGCGACCGUGACUUUGGAGGUGAAAACUGCUCAGAGCCGCGCUGCCCUUCGGACUGCUCAGGUCGCGGGUUGUGUAUCGAUGGGGAGUGUGUGUGCGAGGAGUCCUUCACUGGCGAAGACUGCAUGGUAGGGAGGUGUCUCAACGACUGCUCGGACCAGGGACUGUGCAUCAAUGGGACUUGCCAGUGCCGGCCGGGGUAUGUGGGAGAAGACUGCUCACUGGUCUACUGUGCCAACAACUGCAGCAAGAAGGGAGUCUGUAAGGAUGGAUUCUGUGUCUGCCAGGAUGGCUUUGCUGGAGAUGACUGCAACUCGGUGGCACCGGCCAUGAACCUGAGGAUACGAGGCGUGACAGAUCGCAGUAUUGACCUGGAAUGGGAGGGCUCAGUUGUGCUGACAGAUUUCUUAGUGACCUACACGCCAAGCAGCGCUGGAGGUGUCCAAUUAGAGAUAAGGAUUCCAGGCAAUACCACCACCUGCACUAUCUCAGGACUGGAGGCAGGCAUAGAGUACAACAUCAACGUGUUCGCUGUCAUUAACAACAGUAUCAGCGUCCCUGCCAGCAUCACUGUUUCGACCUAUCUCUCCAAUCCGGAUGGUUUAGUCUUCAAAUCCAUCACAGAGACGUCAGUGGAGGUUCAGUGGAAACCGUUUUACUAUUCCUUCGAUGGGUGGGAGAUCAGCUUCAUCCCCAAGGACAAUGAUGGAGGGAUGACUGCACAGCUACCCAGCACUAUCACCUCCUUUGUGCAGACUGGUUUGAGACCAGGCGAGGAGUAUACUGUUAACCUGGUGGCGCUCCGAGACCAGGGUCGAAGCCAGCCAGUCACUGCUACUGUCAUAACAUUGAUUGAUGGCCCCACACAGCUGAUUGUGCGGGAUGUGUCAGACACCGUAGCGUUUGUGGAGUGGACACCACCAAAAGCAAAGAUUGAUCAAAUUGUGUUGCGUUAUGGCCUGGUGGGAGGAGAGGGUCCACGGACCACCUUCCGUCUCCAGCCCACACUCAGCCAGUACUCAUUGCAGGUUCUGCGUCCUGGCUCACGUUACGAGGUAUCUGUGAGUGGUGUGAGGAAAGGAAAUGAGAGCGGAUCUAUUUCCACUGAAUUUACAACUGCUUUAUCGUUCUUCUCAGAGAUCGAUGCCCCCAAGAAUUUGCGGCUUGUGUCAAAGACCUCCACCACCCUGGAGCUUGAAUGGGAUAACAGUGAAGCUGAGGUGGAGGGCUACCAGGUGGUGUAUAGCACUUUAGCAGGAGACCAGUAUGAUAAAGUCAUUGUACCACGCAACGAAGGAGCCACUACUAAGACCACUCUCACAGACUUGCUGCCCGGCACAGAGUACGGCAUCGGCAUUUCUGCCAUGAAGGGUAGCAACCAGAGUACACCAGCAACAAUGAACGCCAGGACAGACCUGGAUGUGCCUAUGGAUCUAACUGUGACGGCUUCUACAGACAACACCAUCACUCUGGUCUGGGGUGUGGUCCAGGGCCCCAUCGAUCAUUACAAGGUCACCUACACAUCUGCCUCUGGUGUCACUACUGAGCUGACAGUGCCCAAAGACGUUACCACCACCACUCUGACUGACCUCGAGCCUGGGACUGAGUACACUAUCACUGUAGCAGCAAGAAGAGGACGACAGCAAAGCAAUGCAGCUACCAUAGACGCCUUCACAGGAAUCAGGCCCGUAACUCACCUCUACUUGUCAGAGGUGACGUCAGACUCGGUGUCGGUGGCCUGGAGCGCCCCAGCACCACCUGCUGACCUCUUCAUCCUGAGCUACAGCUCUGCAGACGGCACCGACACCUCUAAGGUCACUCUGGAUGGCUCCAAGACGAGGUCACUGGUCCAGGGGCUGCUGCCGUCCACGCCAUACACCAUCAGUCUAAUCACAAUACAGGGGGAUGUUACCUCUGAGCCCAUUACAGCAUCACUCACUACAGGCAUGGAUCCACCGAAAGAGAUGACGGUGUCCGAUGUGACUGAGGACGCAGUGACUCUCUCUUGGAUCAGACCACUGGCUCCAUUUGAAUACUAUAAGCUAUCCUACCAAUCAGCCAGAGGUCGAGUGGACAGUGUGGUGAUUGACAGCGAUGUAACCAACUACACAUUGUCCAGCCUGUUUCCUGCUACAGAAUAUGAGAUCAGCCUCAAUGCUGUCAGAGGGAGUCAGGAGAGUAAAGUGGUCAGCACCUCCGUCUUCACAGCGAUGGACAUGCCAUCUGAGUUGACCGCUCUCAACAUCACCCCACAAGGAGCCUUGCUGAGGUGGAACCCCCCUCUUUCCAAUGUUGACAACUACGUGCUGACCCUCACACACAACCAGGUGACAGCUGAUACUUUCCUUGUGGAAGGCAACAAGCAGGAGCACCAGCUGUCCAACCUUAAGCCAAGCACCAGCUACUCCGUCGCCCUCUAUGCCACCAAAGGACCCCUCACCAGCGGUACGGUCAUCACCAACCUCCAAACACCAAUGGACGCUCCCCUGAACCUGACAGCCAGUGAAGUGAAUCACCGCAGCGCUCUGAUCUCCUGGCAACCACCAGUCGCAGAAAUUGACAACUACAUGCUCACCUACAAGUCAACAGACGGCAGCCGAAAAGAGCUGAUCCUAGAUGCAGAGGACACAUGGAUUCGACUGGAGGGACUUGCUGAGACCACAGAGUACACUGUCAAGCUCCAGGCAGCAAGAGGGCUUGAUACCAGUGCUGUAGUCUCUACUACUUUCACUACAGGGAGUCGUCUGUUUGCAACACCUCAGAAUUGUGCCCAACACCUGCUGAAUGGAGAGACGCUGAGCGGCGUCUACACCAUUUACAUCAACAGAGACCCCAGCCAGGGUGUGCAGGUGUACUGUGACAUGAUCACUGAUGAAGGAGGCUGGAUUGUAUUCCAGCGUCGUCAGAACGGCCUGACAGACUUUUCCCGAAAGUGGAGCGACUAUCGGGUCGGCUUUGGAAACCUGGAGGAUGAAUUCUGGCUUGGCCUAGACAACAUCCAGAGGAUUGCUGCUCAGGGCCGUUAUGAACUGAGAAUUGACAUGAAGGACGGACAAGAGUCGGUCUACGCUAAUUAUGACAAGUUCUCCAUUGGAGAUGCAAGAAACCUCUACAAGCUCAGGAUAGGAGAGUACAAUGGCACGGCUGGUGACUCUCUGAGCUACCACCAGGGCCGACCCUUCUCUACAAAAGACAGAGACAAUGACAUCGCCGUCACUAACUGUGCCUUGUCUUACAAAGGAGCCUGGUGGUACAAGAAUUGCCACCGGGCCAACCUCAACGGCAAAUAUGGCGAGUCCAGACACAGUCAGGGAAUUAACUGGUACCACUGGAAAGGCCACGAGUUCUCUAUCCCUUUCGUGGAGAUGAAGAUGAGGCCGUUCAACUUUCGUAGCAUCAGCAGCAAGAGGAGGCGGUCUGCCCCUGUAUAAACAAACCGCCUCCAUCGAGCCCAGAGUCGAGGGUAAGCGGAGUUUGGAUGCUUAGUGAUGAGUUUCUGCUGUGUGCCUCAUUGAUCUGCUCUUUAAGGCCUGUCAUUGAGGCUACAAAGAAAAAAAAAGUGGGGUUAUGACAAAACCUACCAAUUAUUUUAUCAAAAUUCAGUUGCAAAACAAUAAAAUACCUUAUGAUUAUAACUGUUAUGACCCCGGGUGAGAUAAUGAAACUUGAAUGGACAGGCUGAAACAACAUCUGAACUCUGCUUAUCUGCACUCCUGCACAGCUUUAGCUGUCUUUCCCUGCUGUACUCCAGCCCAGCUGAUAGAGGACACUGUAUGUAAUUUAUUUAAUACUUUGAAUGACAAUGGUUCUAUUUGCUGUAUAAAAACAAAACAUCCCAUCCCUGGGAUGCCAGGAAAUGUGCUCAGAAAUGCCCUCAAUAGUGCGGGAGCUAGCGUUAUUUUAACCAUUACAAAAUAAUAACACUUUUAACAAAAGGCAUACUGUAUAUGCCCCUAAACCCCUUAGCUGUAAGAUAUAUAUAUUUUUAUAACUGAUCUUGUGACUGAAGUCCAUCUAUUUAAUAUGAUUUGAUGCCUUGGUUUAAUCAUAAGAAACACAAACACUGGACGUGAAGAGUUAAACAAACAUCAAAAAGCAUAAGUGAACAUCCAGAAUCACCAAUCACACACCAGCAACAGCUUCAUUACCAUCCAUUUUAUUUAUUUUAGCCCUCUUUGUAUGUGUUACUCUUAUUUACAAUAUCCUUUGUGUUAAUUAAGGAAGCAAAAUGAAAGUCACCAACCCUAAAAUGUAGUGCUAUUGGUGGCCACACUGAGACAGCAUUUGCACUGCGAGUGGGAACACAACAAAACUAUUGUUCAGUGAAUUCAAAUUAUUUUAGUUCAUGUGCAUUUAAUAUUACUUCCUGGACUAUUUUAUCAAGCAAAUUACAAACACUUAAUAUCUGCUGUUGAUGCUGCGAUUGCUUGCAGAGAUGGUGCUGAUAUAUCUAAAGUUUAACCAAAGAUCUGCAUGAUCCAGACUCCUCCUGUUGUUUGGAGAGAUGCCAGUCAGUUCUGUCACCAAAGUCACUGCAUCAGCUUUUUCCUCCAUUAAUAGGUUCUCACUUUUCAGGGACUUUUAUGGUAAUCAUGUCCCCUGGCAUUAUUUUAUGCAAUGUGAACACUACAUUUUAUGAAAAAGAAAGUCAGGAUGGGAUUUUAGGCUGGCCUCUCCCCCACUUCUAGUUGAACUUAACAAAGGAAGCAGAACAGUAGGUGGACUCAAGCCAAGUCUUUGUACUGUGUCCUUCUUUUAUAUGCUUUGCUAUUGAGGCUCCCUGUUGAAACAACAAAAUCAGCAAACAUGGCAGAGAAUGUAUUCUUUUAGUAGGGCAGGCGUAAUCUGCAGCAAGCCCACCAAGCAUUUUGUUCUGUUCAGUUUUCACACUGUUGCACAAAGCGUUCGGUGCCAAGGCAUUUAGUUCACCGCAGUUUUCUGGAAAUGGUUUUGUUUUAGUUUCCUGCCUCCUCUGUGGGAGGGAGAUUAUCUCUCUGAAUUUGAAGACUAAAGACAACUGGCUGUUAAUUAAAAAAAAAAAAAAAUACUGUCCAGUACAAUCCUUGGAAAAUCAAUGUCACCAUCCCUGCAAGCAACAUUUGCAAGUCACAUAUAUAUAUUCAAUAAUCCAAAUUUUAACAGCUGGAAAUUUCACUGUUAUGUACUUUUGUCAGUUGAACUGAAGUAUCCCAUUGAAAGAACCAGCAAAUCUGGCUUGUAUCAUGUAACUGUAUAUUUUCAUUUGUGUGUUUUGGGUUGUUUUUUUUUUUUUUUUAACCCUUUUUAGAUUUGAAAACAAAAGUGAAUCUCCCCUCUAUAAACUCCCACUAAUAUAGUGAUGUAGAUAUAAAGUUGAAGAUAAUGUGACUUUUGACAUGUUCCUCUUUAGAUGCAAACUAUUUCAGAAAGUCCCCUGAAGCAUUUCCCCUUUAACCACUCUAUUUUUAACCAUUGUUGUGGAAAAUAACAGGUCAUAAGAUUAUGUUUUCAUUUGAUUUGUAGUGACACAUUUUUUUUUUGUUGUUGGCUGAUCUGGGUGAAAGGUGCCCUUGAAAUGGUUUGUGUGGUACAAAGUGUAGAUACCUCACAUCAUCAGGCCUCUAAGCUGUUGUGGAAACAGUUAAAUUGCCCUCAAAGGCAAAUAAAAACCAACACAACCUGAAAUAUAAUUUACAACAAACCGUUUCAACACGUGACCUUUCCCAGUCUGAUUUAUGUUUCGGUGACAAAGUGAACAUUUCGGAGCCUCUCAUGCAAUCCAUCGCCCAUAGUGAUUUAUGGUAGAGUAGGGAAUUCUUUGUGUACUUAUUGUAUUAACUAGUUAGAUGACGUUUGCCUCAGUGCUUUUUUUUUUUGUACAAGGACAAAGGUCAUGAAGCUUUGCAGAAAAGGAACAGAAUGUUAUUUGCGUUUGUGUGGGGCUUUCAAGACGAAAGCUGGUAUAUAAAUAUUGAAGUUAAUUUUGCAGAAUUUUCCCAAACAUCCUUCAUCAAUUAAGCUUUUUUUGUUGAUCAGUAAGAAAACCGCAGGAAGUAAAUUGUCAAGUUGUUCUUCUUCGGGCUAGAGUAAUUAAACAAUCAGUAAUAUUACUCUUCAUUGUGAGCUUUCAGAAAAACAAAUAAUUUGAAAGUGAGCAAAUACAGCCAGCUUGAAAGGACAAAACAGCCUGAAUUAUUUUCUAGAUAUUCUGAGUAACUUGAUGUCAUUUCCUCUAGCAUUAACUAAGUGUGUUUUCAUUGUUGAAAGGCAAGCGAUCGAGUACUUUUCUAUGGAAGGAUGUUAAAUUGACAUUUUGUUUGUGCUGUAUGUUUUUCAUCCUGUAAAAU